ACGAUGCAAAACCAAAAACCGGUACUGCACAUUCUGGUGGUGGGUUUUCAUCACAAGAAAGGAUGUCAGGUCGAGUUUUCCUACCCACCGCUCGUCGACGGUACGGAAGGAAAAAGCGAAUGCCCAUCCGGCUGGAAGUAUCUACCCACGCUUGCCCUACCGGAUGGGUCGCACAACUUUAGCAACGAUUUCGUGUGCUUCAAUCUGCCCAGCCUAACCGAUCCGGAACAGUCCGUGUACGGCAUCUCGUGCUACCGGCAGAUUGCGCUCGAGGAGGUCAAAAUACGGACGGCCGAUCUGACGCGCAGCACGGUACAGAAAUCCGUCUGCACGCUACUGUCCCUGCCGAUCUACGGCUACGUCGAGGUGAAGCUGUCCCUGAUUGCACAAGCAUUCUUCGAGCAGGGUGACUUUUCCUCUACCGACAUACUGGUGAAAGCGUACGAACAGCUAAACGCUUGCCUGACAUCGCUCGAACCGCAGGAAAUUGCAUCGACACGGUUACACUUUGUCGGUGUACCGUUGCGUGAUUUACUGCUGAAAUGGCGACACAAAAUGUUAAUCCUUUUCAAGCUUCUCCUACUACAGAAGCGUGUGGUUUGCUUCGGUUCGCCCGUUCAUCCGACCUGUGCACUCAUCCUGGGCAUUGCCUCUCUGCAUCCGGAAUUAAUCAGCAAAGGUUUUCAACAGGUGGCCUGCGUAAAAACUUCACGACCCAUGUCCCCGAUGCCUACCUUUAGCACGCCCGUUGAGGAACAAGCGAGGGUAGAAAACGUAUCACCCAUUAAACCAAACCUCGAAGUACCGAAGAUUCUAACCGUGCAUCCGGACGAACCGGAUUCGGACCACCAGGAACCGAUAAUCACCGGUCGGGAAGCGGACGAACUGAUCGAUGGCGAUGGUAGAAGCAUCGCUAGUGCUAAGGAAGCACACCUAGACGAAACGACUUCCUCCAGUCCGUCGUCCGCAUCGUCGAUGGACGCGCCCGCCACGGGCAAUCAGCGUCCUGCCGCAGUCCCAACGCUACACCGUGACACAAGCGUCGACACGAUAGCGUCCAACUUCUCCAGCCUGUACGCGAUCGAACCAUCCGAGUGGGGUGCACCGUUGCGCAUCUUUCACGAAGGACAGCUCUGUCUACCGUACAUCUCGCUGCCGUACAUGGACCUGCUGACGGAUCCGUCUGUUAAGGGGUACAUCAUCGGUGCGUCCAACGUGCUGUUCCAGCACAAGCGUCAGCUCGCGGACGUUAUGAUCGACGUCGAGACGGCCAUUAUCGAUGUGCUCGAUCUGGACACGAAGCGUGAGAUUCAGCUCAGUACGGAGGAUUUGCGAUUUGUCGAUUUUGUCGUGCGCCACGUGCAGACACCAAAAGAGGACGCAGAAGGUAGCGAAACGUGGAUACGGGAUCAAUUGUACGGGUAUAUGGUGGCAUUGCUGAAAACUUCUCUCAAUGCAGAUGGUAGCAAAGAGAUUGAACACUUUAACACACACUUUAUGAGCGCAUUUAAAGCGACCCGCUGCUACGGCGAUUGGCUCGAACGAACGGGCGGUGGUGCUGUGCCAGCAUUCGAAGGACUCGUCGGUGGACAUCCGUUCGCCGGAACGCUCUCUGUGGCCGAUAUGAAGCUACGAAUCGCACAAACAAUGCAAAACAGCGAAAGUGGGCGAAAGUUAAAUCAGGCCGUCACAAACACCAGUCGAGCGGUUGGCGGUGCACUAACGACCGCGAAAGGUGCCUUCUCGAGCUGGUGGACAUCCUUCACAGCACCGCCACAAGGUGGACAGCUGUCGCAGCGAACUGACCAGCAUCCGCAAGACACCUCCGAACCCACAUCCGACGAAGAGAACAAUCCAGCGGACCAGAGCGCCACCGAAUCAUCAGCAUCGCUACCGGAAGGUAGUGCACCAACACCGGAAGUGAAACACAUUAUACAAACUGCCGAACUUUCUACCCAACCCGCCACCAACAGUGUGGUCGAAAUUGGACGAGAAGCGGAACUGCUUGACAGGGGGAAAACGCCCGUAACCUGUGGUAACGUUAGUACCGAAACGGGAAGCACCCAUGCUCGGCGCUUAACCUAA
Molecule: messenger RNA, 2085 nt
Organism: Anopheles maculipalpis
Lineage: Eukaryota; Metazoa; Arthropoda; Insecta; Diptera; Culicidae
Product: late secretory pathway protein AVL9 homolog
Exons: 6
Coding region: 4-2085 (693 amino acids)
Cellular component (GO): cytoplasm
Source: RefSeq, a predicted model, not a curated record